Phyllopteryx taeniolatus (common seadragon) is the source of this 1292-nucleotide messenger RNA. It is a transcript of the gene snx10b, whose product is annotated as sorting nexin 10b. The coding region runs from base 117 to 797 and encodes 226 amino acids. The transcript is spliced from 6 exons. The record is from RefSeq and is a predicted model, not a curated record. Gene Ontology annotation, biological process: intracellular protein transport. NCBI's taxonomy places the organism in Eukaryota, Metazoa, Chordata, Actinopteri, Syngnathiformes, Syngnathidae. Gene Ontology annotation, molecular function: phosphatidylinositol binding.
AAAGCUGAACAUAAAACCCUCCAGCUCACUACUAAGUGCAGCACUAUCGCACAUUCCUCUGAAACACAAACACAUCGCGACAUGAUUACCUGCGAGAAAAGGAACUGACAUUCCUGAUGAUAAUCAGCUUCCCAUUUUCCUCCCGGCCAGUCUUACAGUUUCAGACCUCCAUGCAGCAGGUCAUCAGCGUGUGGGUUCGAGACCCACGCAUCCAAAAGAAUGACUUUUGGCACGCCUACAUGGACUAUGAAAUUUGUUUACAUACAGACAGCGUGUUCUUCACCAAGAAGAUCUCACGAGUGCGAAGGAGGUUCAGUGAGUUUGUGUGGCUCCGACAAAGGCUGCAAGCAAACUCCAUGCUGAUGACGCAACUACCGCAGCUGCCCCCAAAGAACCCCUUCUUCAGCCUGAACAACGCCCAGCAGAUUUCUGAGCGCAUGGCGGGCCUCCAGAAGUUCUUAGAACAGAUCCUCCAGAGUCCCCUGCUGCUGUCCGACAGCUGCCUGCACCUUUUCCUGCAGUCGCAGCUCAGCGUGGUCAAGAUGGAGGCCUGCGCCGCAGGAAGGACCCGCUACUCUGUGGCCCAGGCGGUGCAGUGCUGCGGCAUCAGGAGGUUUCUAUCCCAAGAGGCCUUGCAGAAGGACUUGAGCAUGUCCGCUGACUCGGAUUCUGACAGCUCUGACUGCAAAGAUCCAGAGUGCCAGUUUAAAGAAAACUUGGCAAUAAACAAAGCCUCGGCUGAUCACAUGGGAACUGCGCAGGAGCAAAGCGUCUGCUGUUCCUCAGAUUCUCCAUGACUACAUCAUCAUCAUCAUCAUCAUCAUCACUAGUGGAAAUAUUGGGAGUCGACUUGCCUGCAUUUUCAAAUGUUCGCCCUGUGCCCCUUUUUUUUUUUUUUUUUUAUUAUUUACUGUUUCUUGUCAUUCUGGACAUUUUGAUUCGGUCGAUAUUAUGUUGAAUAAUAAUCAGUGCCCAUAUUGAAUGUCUCGUUUACAUGCAAAUUACUCUGGUAGAAACAUAGUUCCAGAAGGUGGCAGUGUUGGUACAUGCAUCUGUUUUAUGUUUAUGCCAAGAGUGUGCCGCAUGUUAUCUAUAUUUACUGUACUUCAUCAACAAAUGCAUCCCAUAUCACAGUCUGUCCACGGGCUGACUUCCAGAUAGGUAAGCACACGUCUCACAGCGACUGCUUUGAUUAAUAAGGUGUGACCAGCUUGUCAUGUGCACCAAGUAGUCUGUGCAGAAUUUUAAGACACGGCUGCUGUCAGGUGGGAGGUACUGCGGGGGGGGGGGGG